Messenger RNA from Centropristis striata (black sea bass), 1866 nucleotides. RefSeq lists its product as uncharacterized. The transcript has 8 exons. Lineage: Eukaryota; Metazoa; Chordata; Actinopteri; Perciformes; Serranidae. Gene Ontology annotation, molecular function: integrin binding. Gene Ontology annotation, cellular component: membrane. The annotation marks the transcript as partial. The record is from RefSeq and is a predicted model, not a curated record. Gene Ontology annotation, biological process: cell-cell adhesion.
CUACCUACCACCAUGUGUUUUUCUCUCUCUCUCUUCCAAGGAAAAUUAGGGAGUGGACUUUAUAUUUUUACGCAUUUUUACUUUCAUUUCAGUCGCACCAUCUCUGGACAACCUUGAGCUUAACCGCUUUUAUUACCAGAUAUCUCGUUUGCUAACAAGACCUACUCGAAAAUGAUGUUCUGGCACACAGUUUUUGUUGUUUCUUUGGUGACUUUUCUGCGAGACUUCCAUGUGUCCAGCUGUGAUUACGAGUGUACAGAUAGACCCGAGUUCACUCCAUCCAGACUGGUCGUGAAGUUUGGUGACCCAGCCUCUGUCAGCUGCUCUGUUUGUCAGCAUGAUUGCCUCAACAACACAUUUGAUAUAGAAUGUCCUGUAGGAGUCAAAAAACAAACUGGAACGACGGUUUCAUGGACCAUUGACAGUCUGACUGAAUGGAGCAUAGUACCAACAUGCUGGCAUACCAAUGAUACUGGUUACCAGUGUUGCACCACCCUGCCUGUAACUAUCUACCAGCAUCCUCGUCAAGUGUCCAUCAGCUUUGUGAACCACACCGGGCCAAUGUUUGAGGGUGGUGACUACGAUCUGCAGUGUUCAGUGCAGGACGUUGCUCCUGUUGGGGACCUCAAUGUGACUUUCUACAAAGGACAGACAGCACUGGGUCAACAGCAGGCCAACAACAAUACAGAGAAGAAACCAGUGAAUGAGACCUUUACUAUGAGCAUCAGCAUGACUAAUGAAGAUGACGGAGCCCAGUUCUGGUGUGAAGCAAAGCUAGAACUGGGACCUGAAGGACCGCAGCCCCCUCCGGUGAUGUCACAAAGCAUCACUGCCACUGUGUACUAUAAGCCUCAGUUAAAGGAGUCAGCACAUCCAGAUCCCAUCAUCGUCACAGAGGGAAACCCUCUACAACUGAACUGCUCAGCUAUGGCGAACCCCAGCCCCUCGUACACCUGGACACUCCCAUCAGCACCCGCCAGAACUUCACCCUCCAACAGCAGCGUCCACACUGUCGUUUCUGUGACUCCUGCAGAUGGAGGGCAGUACAGCUGUUCUGUCAGCAACAACAUGGGGAGAAUCACUGUGAAGUUUAACGUGGUUGUCAAAGGUUUGGAGCCAACUUCAACCAAACCGCCGCCAAUAACAACCAUAACACCAACAACCACCUCAACCACAACAAUUGCAACAGCCACAACCUUGACCAACCUUUUGUGUUUUAUGCUUUUAUUCUCUGCUCUGCCACUUCAGGCCUCUUCAUUUUCUUUCCCUACCUGUCCACCAGAUCCCCUCAGACUCAAUUACGAGUGUACAGAUAGACCCGAGUUCACUCCAUCCAGACUGGUCGUGAAGCUUGGUGACCCAGCUUCUGUCAGCUGCUCUGUUUGUCAGCAUGAUUGCCUCAACAACACAUUUGAUAUAGAAUGUCCUGUAGGAGUCAAAAAACAAACUGGAACGACGGUUUCAUGGACCAUUGACAGUCUGACUGAAUGGAGCAUAGUACCAACAUGCUGGCAUACCAAUGAUACUGGUUACCAGUGUUGCACCACCCUGCCUGUAACUAUCUACCAGCAUCCUCGUCAAGUGUCCAUCAGCUUUGUGAACCACACCGGGCCAAUGUUUGAGGGUGGUGACUACGAUCUGCAGUGUUCAGUGCAGGACGUUGCUCCUGUUGGGGACCUCACUGUGACUUUCUACAAAGGACAGACAGCACUGGGUCAACAGCAGGCCAACAACAAUACAGAGAAGAAACCAGUGAAUGAGACCUUUACUAUGAGCAUCAGCAUGACUAAUGAAGAUGACGGAGCCCAGUUCUGGUGUGAAGCAAAGCUAGAACUGGGACCUGAAGGACCGCAGCCCCCUCCCUCC